Cylicostephanus goldi is the source of this 483-nucleotide messenger RNA. The record is from the annotation of a GenBank genome assembly. Lineage: Eukaryota; Metazoa; Nematoda; Chromadorea; Rhabditida; Strongylidae.
AUGUAUGAUCAAUGGUCUUUCAAAUUACUCAAUACUAUUGGGCUCCUCGUUCACCUGUUUCUGAUAGACAUCCCCAAAGACUUGAAAAGGUGGUUGACGUUGAAGCAAAAGGAUGUUACCGGUAAAGUGAUAGUGAUGACUGGGGGAGCUUCCGGACUGGGCAGAAAAAUGGCGCAAAUCUUCGCCAUUGAGAAGCAAGCAAAGCUUAUCAUUAUGGAUAUCAAUUUUGUUAGUUCAACUAUCUUUCUGAGAAGGCUCAUUUUGCAGGAAGGCGCUGAAGAAACGGUGUCUUCGAUCGUAAACGAAGGUGGACAAGCUGAAGCCUAUAGAUGUGACAUCCGAAAAGAAGAUGAGUUGGAAAAAAUAGCGUCAGAGAUUCACGGCAAAUACGGUCAGCGAAAGAUUUUAUUAUUUGGAAAAAUCAAACGAAUUCUAUCUUACAAGCGUCGGCCGUGCGCAAGAAUGCCUGCCUUCAGUUCUUGA